CAAUGCUACAGUACUCUUCCCCAAAAGCGCAUCUUUAUUGCUGCACGGAUCGGAUGAGUUCCUGCUUUUGCGGAAGCGAAAUUGCUAGCGCUAGAGAGCAAAUAAGCUUGCAAGGGUGGAAGAAAAGACACCAUAAAAUUAAGUGAAAAAAAUAGGAAAAAUACAUCCAUCUACCGAAAGCCCGUCGAGGAGAUGGGGGAUAAGGCCGGCACCAGAGUCUUUAAGAAGUCAAGCCCCAACUGCAAGGUCACAGUAUACCUGGGAAAGAGAGACUUUGUGGAUCACCUUGACCAGGUGGACCCAGUCGAUGGUGUGAUCCUAGUGGACCCUGAGUAUCUGAAAGACAGGAAAGUGUUUGUGACCCUGACGUGUGCGUUCCGCUACGGCCGUGAGGACCUGGACGUGCUGGGCCUGUCUUUCCGGAAAGAUCUGUACAUCUCCACCUUCCAGGCCUUUCCCCCCAUCGCAGAGGAACGCAAAGCCAACAGCCGCCUGCAGGAGAGACUACUGAAGAAACUGGGCCAGCAGGCACACCCCUUCUACUUCACUAUUCCCCAGAACCUGCCGUGCUCAGUCACCUUACAGCCAGGACCAGAGGACACAGGGAAGGCAUGUGGGGUUGACUUUGAGAUCAGAGCGUUCUGUGCCAAAUCGAUAGAGGAGAAGAUUCACAAACGGAACUCUGUGCGGCUGGUGAUCCGUAAGGUGCAGUAUGCCCCAGAGAAGCCUGGGCCUCAGCCCAUGGUGGAGACCACACGGAGCUUCCUCAUGUCGGACCGCUCACUACACCUGGAGGCCUCUCUGGAUAAAGAGCUCUACUACCAUGGAGAACCCAUCAGCGUGAACGUUCAUGUCACCAACAACUCCACCAAGACUGUCAAAAGACUCAAAAUCUCAGUGCGACAGUAUGCUGAUAUCUGUCUGUUCAGUACGGCUCAGUACAAGUGUCCAGUGGCUCAGGUGGAGGCAGAUGACCAGGUGUCGUCUAGCUCUACGUUCUGUAAGGUGUACACCCUCACACCCACGCUAGACAAGAACCGGGAGAAGAGAGGCCUUGCCCUGGAUGGAAAGCUCAAACACGAGGACACCAACCUGGCCUCCAGCACCAUUGUUAAGGAUGUGACUAACAAGGAGGUUCUUGGAAUCCUGGUGUCCUACAGGGUCAAAGUCAAACUGGUAAUAUCUCGUGGAGGGCUGCUGAGUGGCGUGUUAGAAAGAGAUGUGUCGGUGGAGCUGCCCUUCGUCUUAAUGCACCCUAAACCCACAGAACUGCCCAUAUCCCGCCCACAGUCAGCUGUGCCGGAUUCGGACCCUCCCAUCGACACCAACCUGAUAGAAUUUGAAACAAAUUUCUCCCAAGACGACGACUUUGUGUUCGAGGACUUUGCUCGCCUGCGGCUCAAAGGAAUGGCUGACGACAAGGACGACGACUGCUAGAGCUCACGUGUGUGUGUGUAUGUAUGUAUGUAUAUAUAUAAUACACACACACACACAGUGGAAUGAAGGCAUGUGGACGGAGAGAUGUGGUGGCCUCGUGGUCUGCUGAAAAGAUGUCACUCAGUGUUCAUUUGGGGGGUGGGAAACACAGCACCAUGUAAAUGGACUUAAUGUUGUGCCAUGGCGAUGCUGACUGAUUGAAAUGUCAUGGCUGUUCACACCGAGGAAGAAAUAGUGCCAUUAAAAAGGAAGCGGGCUUUAUAUCAUUUUUCCACCAAUAAUGAUUUAAAUAAGUAUUUCUACAAAUAUUGAUCACCUUGGUCAAGUAUUGAUAUAAAACAAAGUUGAGUACCUGCUUAAGAGGGGAGAGAAGGGAAAACAGACUGACACCUUUCAUCUGCCCCAUCUUUUCAUUCCUCUGAAAUUCUACCAUGUCAUCCAUUCUGUAAAAAAACAUGUUUUAGAGGAAGUUUGAUUCACCCUCUUCUGCAAUAUGAGGACAGACUAUACACUACCACUUAAGUAAAUGUGCACAAUCUGGACCCUCACUGUAAAGCCUAGGGCACGCGUAUUCAACUCUUACCCUACGAGGUCUGUAGCCUGCUGGUUUUCUGAUCUACCUGAUAAUUAAUUGCACCUGCCUGGUGUACCAGAUCUAAAUCAGUCCCUGAUUAAAAGGGAACAAUGAAAACAAGCAGUGGCACUGGCUUCGAGGUCCAUAGUUGAGUUUGAAGGGCCUAGGGAUACUCCUUAUAGUCCGCCUCAAUGCAGCAGCAUGACGUUCACUUCCCCAUUUCGCUCAGACACUUGCACAUGGUCUAAGAGCAUGAAUAAUUUCUCUCCUGUGCUAAAUUCCAAAUCAUCAACCCCUCCAUUGGCACUGAAAGGACUGGAUAGGUGUAUGUAAUGUAGGAAAAUUCAAACUAACCAAUCAGAAGGCAGGGUGAAGCAAUUACCAUAAUAGCCAUACCUAGCCGAUCCGAGAAGUGCCUAGUGACAGGGCUAGCUAUGGGUCAGUUUGAGAUUCAGCAUCACCUUGGCAGUGCAACAGCAGUACCAAUGGAGCAUAUUUUUCAGCAGUGCUAUGAACUGUUGUUUUGCUUCUAUGGGGUACCUGUUCACAGCUCUGCUAAGUGUGAAUAUUUAGAAGUGUUGCCACUGAGCUGAGUGCCAUAAUGUCUACAGGAAGGAUACUGAUAUGAUUUUGGUGGAACAUGACAGGAAACAAUGAAUAUUAUUACUACUGUGUCAUUACCAUGAUUAUUCUCAAUCAUUUAAGGAAAAAAUUGUUUGCCAUUUGUUUUUCAGAAUUUUAAUUUUUUUAUUAAAGGCAAAAUGAAUUCA
Molecule: messenger RNA, 2781 nt
Organism: Oncorhynchus tshawytscha (Chinook salmon)
Lineage: Eukaryota; Metazoa; Chordata; Actinopteri; Salmoniformes; Salmonidae
Product: arrestin red cell
Exons: 15
Coding region: 193-1437 (414 amino acids)
Biological process (GO): G protein-coupled receptor internalization; signal transduction; positive regulation of ERK1 and ERK2 cascade
Cellular component (GO): cytoplasm
Molecular function (GO): angiotensin receptor binding
Source: RefSeq, a predicted model, not a curated record